This is a messenger RNA of Annulohypoxylon truncatum, 1013 nucleotides long. RefSeq lists its product as uncharacterized. The transcript has a single exon. The coding region runs from base 410 to 805 and encodes 131 amino acids. The record is from RefSeq and is a predicted model, not a curated record. Lineage: Eukaryota; Fungi; Ascomycota; Sordariomycetes; Xylariales; Hypoxylaceae.
UGUGUAACCCACGAUAUGAAGCUGGGCAUCUAUGCUGACCAAAGGCAUCCAAAUACAACCAUUCCUCUUGUUAUGAUGUCUUUUUAGACCCAAGUCCAGUCACUGAACCAAGCAUCUCCAACAAAGGUCUUUAUUGAGCUCGCUAUUGCUAGAAAACAAUGCAUUCACGUCCUUUGAUCUCAAUACAAUGCGGUUUGUUAACUGAUAAUAUAUAUGAGACGUACUCGACGAUGCAUACGGGUAUCUAUUGAUGAACGAAGUAUCUUAGCAGCCUGUUGAUUGGAAGACUACAAUUCCUGCCAGGCGCAAGAAUAGGCACGAAUGAUAGAGAACACACAAGCGUACAUCCACGGCAAUCAUCCCAACUCUUCCAUACACCUAAAGCUAGGUUAAUAGUAGUACCCCAAAAAUGACACGCUACAACAGAGGCAUCGCGGGCGAGCGCGCCGCCGUGCGCGAAGCACAGCGCGAAGCAGCGCGGCAGCUCGAAGAAGCAGCGUGUCGUCGGAGGCCUAGCCUAGCAGAGUCGGAGACGUCCGCGUCAGCUGAUGAGACGGAGAGCUGGCUUCCCGGUAGGUUCGUCGUCGCCAAAACACCACCACCACCUUCUUCUAUUACCUCCAAAGCUGAGCUGGGGAGAAAUGUGGUGAGGGAAAGGGAUGAUGUGCUGCCGCUGGCGAUGCAUAAGUGUCUCGAUAUGGAUCCGAUUAAGAAGGGCUCGUUCUUCUUCAUGAGCUCAAGGUACGUCGAGGAGGUUGAGGAUUGGUGUUGGUUUGAUGAGGAGAGGCGGGGGGCGACGUUUUGACGAGGGGCCUUGCUAGGUAGGUAGGUAGGAUUUGGGUUGGUUGCGCUGUCUCUUUUUAUUGCCGGUUGCGAUGGUUUCUCCAGGCCGUAAGCACAACUGUUUAUAGGUUGGUAGGUAUGGCAAUAUGGGUACUUAGGUAAGUUUAACUGCUGGAAUGUUUUUAUAACAAUACGUAAUGCGAUUCUUAAGACGAGUUCAGUCUCUUUCG